Molecule: messenger RNA, 5568 nt
Organism: Wasmannia auropunctata (little fire ant)
Lineage: Eukaryota; Metazoa; Arthropoda; Insecta; Hymenoptera; Formicidae
Gene: Mekk1
Product: mitogen-activated protein kinase kinase kinase 4
Exons: 19
Coding region: 6-4181 (1391 amino acids)
Biological process (GO): MAPK cascade; protein phosphorylation
Molecular function (GO): protein kinase activity; ATP binding
Source: RefSeq, a predicted model, not a curated record
CGGCGAUGAGUGGCGACGACGACGACGACGACGUCGGGCGCGUUUCCCGUGGCCGAGUGACGAUGCAGCGCCGCCAAAGGUCGAGCCGCGCCGCGAAGAUUCCCGGCUGCGAGUCCACGGACGACGAGGACGUCGAUCACGCAAGUAAGGAUGAGUCAAUCAGUCCGCCAAACGAGUUCGAAGAGUCGCUGCACGCGAUGUCGGAUAUCUACGGACAAACGCCACCCAGGACUCGUCUCCGUAGCAAGAAGAGGCACAUGAAGCAGAAGCUCGCGUCUGGCGGCGAUCUUAAGUCAAUAGAGAAAGAAGCUAGGCCAAGGACGGCUAUCCACAGGCGCAACACCCUGGACACUAUCAUCUUCAACGAAAUGUGCGACAAAGCGGACAAGGAUUACGAGGACGAGACGAAGGAGGACGCGAAGGAGGGCAGCCGAAAGAGCAAGAGAAGCUUGAAGCUGUUGCGCGGCAACGAGAGGGACCUGAAACUCGACGUGGAGGCUGCCCACAACUAUGCCGAGAGGUACACCGGCGACAUGGCAGUGUCGACGCCGAAUCAAAUCAAGGUCGAAACUAGAAAUAGAUUUCGCUGCCUGCGAUCCAAGCCUGUUGACGUGGAGGAGAAGAAAAAGGUGGAGCGCGAGGAUAGCGAGCGGAGCGUGUUGUUAAGUGAGGAAAGUUUACGCGCGCAAUCGCCGAGAACGCAGAGCUUGAGGGAGAGAGAAAUCUUCCACGACACGUUCUCUUUUUUAAUUAAGUUGGGGAGCACAGAACGGAAUUGUCGUCGUCAGAUGAGUCACGAGGAGACCAGGUGGCAGAACGAAUUAAAGGACCUGAUAUGGCUGGAAUUGCAAGCGCAUCACGCGGAUCGCAGUCUGUUUGCUCAGGAUGAAUAUCUGUGCCGUCAACGAGAGGCGGUGGAUGGUUUACUUUCAGAAAUAAUGGAGUACAGAUACGAUCCCAUCGCGGACGCGCAAGAGGGUGGCUCGAGUUGCAUCAGCCCCGGCGACAAUCCGUGCGAUCGAUCCACGAAUUCCGGUUUGAGCCCGAACGUCGAGCUGGGCGUAUGCCCGGGUUGUCUCUCCAUGUACUGCCGUGCGUGCGCCCGCGCGCAGGGGGAGGCGUUGCAGCAGGUGGAAGCUCUGCUGGCUCGCCUGGAGGUAGUGGAAGCCCUGUAUCCGUCCUCCCACGCGUUCGCCGUUUAUCACCCGUUGUACAAGAGCCCGGAGUUCACCGACAGGGUGAAAGCCAUGUGCCUCUGGUACAACCUGACGAAGCACCAUCGGUUCAAACUGCAGAUACUGGGCAGAUUACUCAUGAUGCUGCACAGCAAGAAGAAGCAGGACGAGUUCAACGACUCCGGCAUCAGUUCGCGAUCUUCAGAUACCGUCGAUUCUGCGGAGCGACAAUCUAUAGUGCGAUUUGAACUACCUCAACAGGACGAAACUUCCAGCCCCUCCGACAGCAAUAACAGCAACAAUUCCUCGAUCGGGGGUUUAUCAUUUAUGUCGCAGUCACUGCCACCCACUCCGGAAACCUCGUUUUCAUAUUUUGAGGACGAAAGAGUCGACGAAAGAGUUGAUCGACUUGACUUCUACUUGGUCGAGUUCGAUAGACAUGCUUAUAGAAAAUACAUUGAAGAUGUGCUAAAAACGAGAGGUCUCAGGAAGAGUUUGAAUUUCUUGGAUCGAUUACAUACGUCUAUAUUGAGAAAGGCAAGAUUAACUUUGGAGAAAAAUGAUUUUGAGGGAAGCGAUAGCAGCGCAACUGAAGAAUACGAAGGUGAUAAGGAAUUACGACGGUACGGGAGUUGGAGCUCCGAGGCGAAGGAAUUAAAUCUACCAUCAUACAGGGCAGCUUUCGUGUUUCUCUCGCGUGUGCCUCUGGACGUGGUCCAUGAAUUUCUGAGGAUGAGAUUGGAGCAGAAGCCGGAGCAGCCGAGUCCGUUGUCGGUCCGACAGCUCAUGCGGGAGCUUCGCGAGGGUCUUAGGAUCGCUUGCAUCCAUCGCGACCGGUUCGCCGCGCACUCUCGUGCUGCCGUGGCCAGCGACGAAGCCGGCUGUGAGAGUCUGUUUGAGGAGGACGUCAAGUACUUCGACGAGAGUUUGAGGGCCGUGUUCGAGUUGUAUUUGGAUUAUCUUCAGCAGUGGGUAGACAUGGUGCAGCACGACAGCUUCCACAAAAAUCUUAUUAUGGACGAAUGGCUGUUCGUCAAAUCCAUCGCUGGGAAUAUAAGUGACGGAUAUAAGAUUGCCGGCGUGAAAUUCUAUAAAAUUGCGCAUACGAUGAUCAAGCAAGUGAAUGAAUUUCUCGUCGAACGGACUCGCGAGAUCCGGGAGAACGCGUAUUACGAAGAGAAGGAGGACGACGACGAGUUGGCAAACAAAUUCCACCUGAUGUGUGUGGGCCGCGAGUGGCAGGGAAUGUUCGUGGAGGCUCGGGAGAAGAUUGUGAAGAGCAUCAAUCUCGCCAAAUGUUUGAAACGCGACAUCGAGAAAUGGCCCGUCUCCGACCAGGAAUUGGAGGAGUCGUUAAAGCUGGUGAAGGAUAUAAUCCUGGAUUUGAGGCAUCGCAUAACGAUGGUGAUCGAUGAUUUUCAAAGCGAGGCCAUCGAAGUGGAGCAGUCGAACACCGAGAACGAUCAGAUGCCCUUACGAUCGAGGAUCCGCGAGAUUCUCCAUCAGGCUUACAAGAUGGGCUUUGACUUUCACAAGGAGAUGUGCAAGCUAUUCUCGCUGGAAGAGAAAGCCAUCCUGGCGCGGGGUCUGGUGUCGUUCGCACUACUGUGGAUGGAGUUUGUGAGAACACGAUGCGAGCGUGGCCGCGGCUUGAGGCCUCGAUGGGCGAAUCAAGGUCUGGAAUUUUUAAUAACGGUGUGCGAGCCGCACAACACGAAGCAUCUCACCGACCAGGAGUUCGAGGAGUUAAAGAGAUGCAUGGAUCGCUGCAUAUCUCAUGUCGUGGGGACCGUAUCGGUUACGGGAUCGACGCCGGAGACAGAAAACAUAAGACGACUGUCGCGAUCAAGAGCUUCAUCGCCGUCACACCACGGCCGUACUAGAACUGCGAGCAUCACCAUUUCUCAGAAGCCACGGGACGCUUUGAAGUCACCCGAGCUGUCGGUCAGCGUGAAGAAAAAUAAUUCGUCGAAUAUGGUUGACGGAAAUCUCGCGGUGAUAAUAAACAUGCCCGAGCGGGGCACGCACAGGCACGAGAGAGUCAUCCGUGCCGUCAAGAAGGUGGAGAACGAGCUCGACGAUAAGUUGCGAAGCCGAGAGCUUAUCGGACAGACCAUCGACAGGAAAGCAGUGGAUAGAGUUCACAUCAAGGCGAGACGAGUUACAUUCACGUGGCAGCGAGGUAUUAAAAUAGGCCAGGGAAGGUUUGGCAAAGUGUAUACCGUGGUGAACAAUCAAACCGGUGAAUUGCUGGCCAUGAAAGAGGUACAAUUGCAACCUGGCGAUCACAGAGCGAUCAGGCGUGUCGCCGAGGAAUUACAGAUCUUCGAGGGGAUUAAACACCAGCAUUUAGUGCGAUAUUACGGCCUAGAAAUUCAUCGGGAGGAGAUGCUGAUCUUCAUGGAAUUUUGUGCGGAGGGAACCCUCGAGAGCUUGGUGGCUGGUAGCGGCAACGGGCUGCCGGAAUCUUUGGUCAGAAAGUACACUCAUCAACUUCUUUCGGCUGUGGCAGCGUUGCACUCUCACGGGAUAGUUCAUCGGGAUAUUAAAACUGCAAAUAUUUUUCUAACAGACGAAGGCAAUUGUCUGAAACUCGGUGACUUUGGUAGCGCGGUGCAGAUUAAAGCCCACACAACCAUGCCUGGGGAACUCCAGGGCUUUGUCGGUACGCAAGCUUAUAUGGCGCCUGAAGUAUUCAUGAAGUCUGAAAGUAGCGGACACGGUAGAGCCGCUGAUAUCUGGUCGGUGGGUUGCUGCAUUAUCGAGAUGGCAAGUGGACGGCGGCCUUGGUCAGAUUACGAUUCAAAUUAUCAAAUUAUGUUUAAGGUUGGAAUGGGAGAAACACCAACACUUCCAAAGAAUCUUUCCGCGGAAGGCACAGACCUCGUGAAGAAGUGCCUUCAACACGAUCCGAAGAAAAGAUUGACCGUGAAUAAUCUCCUCGGGCACUCUUUUGCGCGUGCGGAAUAUGAGGAUUGUAAUGCUGAUUUAACGACGCCGCGAUAAAAGCUCAGGAAGAUUGCACAAUCUCUGUCAGGGCCUGGCAGAACUGGCAUUCGCACUUAAUCGGUAGAAUUGUCCCACUCAUUUGCUGUAUUGUAUUAUUUGAAUGUUCUCGCUCCUCUGAGCAAUUCAGUGUGUUUUAUCCAGCUUUAAACGGCACUGUUUAAACGUAAUUUUUAGUUAAUAUUUUGUAAUAGUUUGUAAUAUUUGCGGCAGGUUAUACGAACGAAACAAGGCAGUCUGAAAAUAUUUUAUCCACCUGACAAAACCAGUAAUGUAUGUACUAUUGUGAUCAUGUUCUACUUAAGCAUAAUUAUACAUUAUGCGUUUCCAAAGUACACUUUCUUUCGAUUAUUCGAUUGUUAAAUGAUGAGGCUAAAGAUUAGCUAGCUUUUAGUAAAAAUUAGCUAUUAGCAAAGCUUUUAGUAAUGGAGAGAUGUAAAUUAGACUUUUGAUGUACAUAAUUAUAAAAUUGUAAAAAAAAAACAAGUUUAUUUUAGUUUUCUAAUUAAUUUGGAACAAAAUAGCUUUAAUAAAAUCAUUGCAGAUUCAAUGAUAUAUUUAAAGAUUAAAACGUUACUAAUAAUGGCGUUGAUUUAAUGUUUGUGAAUAACAAAUUAAAAUGUAGGCUCCACACCAGGAUUGUCUGGUGGAAGGAAAGUGCAACUUUGGGAUACCCUUUAUAUCGUCUAUGAUAUGUGAUUAGAUAGCUACGCUAUUAGAAUAAGUUUGAUAAUUCGAGCUGAAAGAAUUGAAAGACCUCAGGAGCUUUAAAUUCGAUUGCCGCGAUUCGAUGAUCGCGUGUAUAAUUUUUCACUCAGUCGAGUAAUAUUAUAUAUUUAUAAGGAAUAUAUGGCCUUUAAUAUACAAGAACAAUGAGAAAUACACAUUUCUCUUUAUAUUUUUAUCUAAAUAUAUCAAAAUAUAUAAACAAAUAUAGUUUUAUAAUACGUGCAUUUAUCAUUUAUAUAUAAGCUCUAGCAUAUAAUGUAUGCUGUGUAUUCCUUACAAAUAUACGACUGGUACAAAUGACAGAGGCCAGAUACUUCACAUUCCGAGGAUUUUAUUCACGCCUCACAAUUAGUAUUAAAUGCGGCUAUCCGAUCCUCACAUCCCGUCACACAAACUUCGCAUUUUUACCUUGGAUGUUUAGGCGCUCGUAUUUAGUGCUAGUUUGCGAUCUACAGCGAUUCAAAGAGAGGUGUGAUUAAUUGUAAGUGUUGCUCUAAGAGGCACCUUUUAAGGUACAAUAACGGCAGCUUCGAGCAUGCGUGUGUGUUAUGCCUAUAUCAAAUGAUUAUUUCGUAGACGAGAAUGACUUGUUAUUAUUAUAGAAUGGAUAUUCUAUUUUAAAUAAAAUAUGACCAAGAAUAAAGAGGGAAACAACGAA